Messenger RNA from Elgaria multicarinata webbii, 3878 nucleotides. RefSeq names its product FAM20B glycosaminoglycan xylosylkinase (gene FAM20B). Gene Ontology annotation, cellular component: Golgi apparatus. Gene Ontology annotation, molecular function: phosphotransferase activity, alcohol group as acceptor. The record is from RefSeq and is a predicted model, not a curated record. The transcript has 8 exons. Lineage: Eukaryota; Metazoa; Chordata; Lepidosauria; Squamata; Anguidae. Bases 242 to 1471 code for a protein of 409 amino acids. Gene Ontology annotation, biological process: proteoglycan biosynthetic process.
GGCGUUGGCAUUGGCGGCGGCAACGGCAGCAGCGCCGGCCGGCCGGCCCAGCGAGUGGGUAUGGCGCGUGGGUGUCCGUUGGCCGUGGGUACCCAAAGAUGCUAUUGCAACAAUGGGGCAGUAGGAGUGAAGAUUAUGAAUGAAAUCCAUCAAGUACCAAACUGCUUCUCACUUUGCUUUGUGAGAGACUUCCUGUAGCCUUUGGGAGAAGCAAGUCAGGAGAGAAGGACUGCUUGUCAUCAUGAAGUUGAAACAACGGGUGGUGCUUCUGGCAAUCCUCCUUGUCAUCUUUAUUUUCACCAAGGUUUUCCUCAUAGACAACUUGGACACAUCAGCAGCUAAUCGUGAGGACCAGCGCGCCUUUCACCGUAUGAUGGCAAGCCUGCGAGUGGAACUGGAUCCACGACUUGACCACACACUGCAGUCUCCUUGGGAAAUUGCAGCCCAGUGGGUGGUACCACGUGAAGUGUAUCCAGAGGAGACACCAGAACUGGGGGCAGUGAUGCAUGCCAUGGCUACAAAAAAGAUCAUCAAAGCAGAUGUAGGCUAUAAGGGCACCCAGCUCAAGGCGCUGCUCAUACUGGAAGGUGGACAGAAAGUAGUCUUCAAACCUAAGAGAUAUGCCAGAGACUACGUAGUAGAAGGGGAGCCAUAUGCUGGGUAUGACAGACACAAUGCAGAGGUGGCUGCGUUCCAUCUGGACAGAAUCUUAGGUUUCCGACGAGCCCCCAUGGUGGUUGGUAGGUUUGUGAAUCUCCGCACAGAGAUCAAACCUGUUGCCACUGAACAGCUGCUCAGUACCUUCUUGACAUUAGGUAAUAAUACUUGCUUCUAUGGGAAGUGCUACUAUUGCCGAGAAACAGAGCCAGCCUGUGCUGAGGGGGACACCAUGGAGGGAUCGGUCACGCUCUGGCUCCCAGAUGUUUGGCCUCUUCAGAAGCAUCGGCACCCCUGGGGCAGGACAUACAGGGAAGGCAAAUUGGCCAGGUGGGAAUAUGAUGAGAGCUACUGUGAUGCUGUCAAGAAGACCUCACCCUAUGAUUCAGGUCCACGGCUCCUUGACAUCAUAGAUACGGCCAUCUUUGAUUAUUUGAUUGGGAAUGCUGAUCGACAUCAUUAUGAAAGCUUUCAGGAUGACGAAGGUGCCAGCAUGCUUAUUCUGCUCGACAAUGCCAAAAGUUUUGGGAACCCUUCCCUGGAUGAGAGGAGCAUUCUUGCACCUCUUUAUCAAUGCUGCAUCAUACGAGUCUCCACUUGGAACAGGCUGAACUACUUGAAGAAUGGAGUGCUGAAGUCUGCCUUACAAACUGCCAUGUCACAUGACCCUAUCUCACCUGUGUUGUCUGCCCUCCAUAUGGAUGCCCUGGACCAACGACUCCUAAACAUCUUGGCUACAGUAAAGCAAUGUACAGACCAGUUUGGGCCAGACAUUGUGCUGGUGGAAGAUAGGAUGACACUUUCUCAUUUGUAGCUUUAAUAUAAGUUGGUUGGGAUCCUUCCUGCCUUUCUUUAUUUUAAAAAAAAUAAACAAACAAUAGAAAAACAGCACAAUUGGUUCUGCGUGGCUUUGGGCAGGAUGGACUUGAAAUGGAACACUAGAUUUCCUGCCUUGGAUCAGAAAAAUAACAGUGAUUUGAAAGUUCUGCUGAAGUCAAGAAACUUGCCCUCAGGUAGCCUUGUAUCAUUUGGGGAUGUCCAUUGCUGGCAGUGGAUGUUGCACUGAGAGCUCUCCCUGGAUUCCUUGAAAAGAAGUGGGAAUUGGGGUGCCAAUACAGACUGGUUCUAGAGAAGAGCUAUAGUCCCCUCACCUAUUCUACAUAUUAACUUAAGAUUUUAGUCCAUUUCAGGGUUGUAAAGAAUAGGCUGUCCAGGCAUCCAUACUGGCUACCUAAAAAGAAAGCAGCAGGGCAAAUACAGCUGUUGAAGAGAUGGUGUCUCUUGUGACACACACACCAGCCAUCUUUGACGGGAAUUUUCUCAAGAGCUCUAUGAAGGAAUGUGUGAUUGUCAGCGGUGUUCAGCUCAACCCUUCAAUUCUAAAAUACUAAGGAUAAAGACUAUUUUGUUAUUGAAAUCUGUGCUCCAUCCACAAGGCUGAACAUUUUCAGGUUUGCAUGAUGCUGCAAAGACCCAGCCAGUCAUGAAGAUUAAAGAAUAUGUGCAAGCCAUUGCUGUGUUUGUACAUGCAAGAGUCCUUGCUGCCUUGAAUUAAAUAAUACUACAUUAAUACUAAGUUCUUUAAAGAAAAAAGUUGUGCACAUACAAUUGAACAAAAUCAUUCUUCUAAAGAGGGUGGGGGGAGGAUUUAGCCCAUUUGAUAUGUCCUCCCAGUAUUGAUGGCCUUUCAUGAGACAAGUGGGGGUUAUUGCUGAACUUUGCAGAUAAUUUAAAAGAUGGAUGCUACCAGUGUCUGGGGAGUGGAAAUGUUUUUGAUUGGUGUGUCGUUUCUUCUAUAAUGCAGUCAUAGGUGCCAUGCUAGAGGGUGUACUUGUGGUAUUCCGUCAUUUUUUAGGGCUGAGCUGACCUUACAAGCAUCUUCAAUUUGCCUUUUCCAACUGGCAUAUUGUUUCUCCUUUAAAAUCCAAGUUCUGAUCCACUGGCUUUGCGACCAUUAGCCUGAAAUUGUAGCUUGUGUUUCUAGCUUCAGGAAAUGUUAAAUGUGUGUCUAUUUUGAAUGUUAAAAGCUGAUAGUCCUAGAAAGGACCAUCCUCCGCCGUUUUGGAGAGAAGCUGUGGAAGCUUAUUCCAUGACUCAACCCUGACAUGCAGUAACCUGAUGCGUUAGCCACCAAACUUGAUCAGAAACCAACAGACCUUCUGUGAUAGAGUAAUGUUCCUGAAAUUGAUACCUGAGAUGCCAUUUAAGAAGAAUUUAAAGACGGAGUCCGAAUGUUAGCUCUUUAGCAAGCUUUUUUUUUUUCAUUGGUUCGGCAAAGAAAUGCAUUUUCCUCCUUUAGAAAUAGAACUGGCAGGGCCUUGGAGCACACAGACACAUUUUUUUUUGCUUCUGUUUCAGUGAUGAUUCCCUAACCGGGAGCUUUUUAAGGUUUGUUCUCAGUCUAUAACAGUAAUUGUGUCACUGACCUAAACAACAGAAAUGCGAAGCCCUGUGUAGAGCAAGCGAACUACUUGAACAAAGAGAACUUUUACAAAUGAGUUGGUUUCUGUCAAGAUGCUUCAGCAAAGUAUCUUGAGUUACAAUAGAAGAUAAUGAGUUGACAGUUGCUACCAUGAGGGUCACUGGCUACAAACGUCUUACAGAAAUUUAACACGAAGCUAUGAUCAAGUCAGGUGCUUAGUUUAAAUUCUUUGGACACAUCAAAAGCCUGCUAUCGCAACUAAUAUUACAUCCAGAACUGGAGUACAUGCUAUUUGUGAGGGAAACAUCUUGCAGUUUCAUUGAGAUUCUUGAGAUGUCACCAUAUUCUCCUUAUCCUUACACAGUCAGGCAUCUACAUGCCAUUAUGAGACAUCUUGAUGCAAGGUGGUUAAAAGAUGCUCAUUUCAGUAACGGACAGAGAAGUAGCUUUGAAGCACUGAAAUAUUUGAAAGCGGUACCGCUGUGUCUGUAUUGGCAGUUAGGCUGGAAGAAACCAUGUAAGCUUCUAUUUUGGCAUCUAAUGAACUGGAACUAUCACUUAAAUAAAAAGGAAACUAAUUUAUUAAGAAGGUAACUUAUUUGUGUGGCAGCUGAAGCAGAAUGCUGGAGAAUCACACCUCCACUUGGAGCUGCCAGAGAGUUGCCCUGGGGAGCAGCCCCAAAUGGAAGCUGUCGGGAGAAGAGAAAACAAUGUGAUCUCAACCGUGUUAUGUGUUUCCCCCGGGGUCAGACUCUGCAUAAAUAAGUAUUAUGUGAAUAAAGAUUUUAAUAGAAUAAGA